Molecule: messenger RNA, 2758 nt
Organism: Pecten maximus
Lineage: Eukaryota; Metazoa; Mollusca; Bivalvia; Pectinida; Pectinidae
Exons: 9
Coding region: 65-2653 (862 amino acids)
Biological process (GO): regulation of translational fidelity
Cellular component (GO): membrane; cytoplasm
Molecular function (GO): tRNA binding; nucleotidyltransferase activity; double-stranded RNA binding
Source: RefSeq, a predicted model, not a curated record
ACAGAUAUCAGGCUACUUAUAUUGACCAUUUCUAUCCUGAAAAGAAUCACUUUUGUGUGUAAAGAUGGAGGAGUCUCGAACGAGCGGUCGCGGGCUUCCCUUCGCGUCCCUACUCUACAGUGAGCCCGGGGCCCUGGGACUCAUGGCCAACAUCAUGUCCGCUCUGAUUGUAGCCAUCAGUAACAUGGUGAUAGGAGACGAAACAAAACUCACUCUCGUUAUAGCAGGAGUCCAUUUGAUUGUGAUUGGAGGAUUUCUACAACUGGUCGCUGGUCUUUUGUCCUUCAGAAGAAAUGACCACCUUACGGGAACAGCGUUUGUGGUAUUUGCCUCCCUUUGGUCGUUCCAAGGAAUAACAUAUAUACUAACCACCGACAUACCAGAUCUACAUGGUGCCGCACUGUCUGGUCUGGUAGGCUACAUGGCUGUAGCGGUGUCUCUCUUUGUCUGCUCUCUUUUUGUUAAUUACAUAUUGCCUCCAGUUCUGGCGGCCAUGAUACUAACGCUGAUAUUUGAGGCAGUCGGCUUAUAUCAUGUGUGGGCAAAGAGGGUCGCUGCUGCCUUUGAGAUAGUCAUUGUCCUUACGGCGGUCUAUGCUGUCGUAGUCAUGACAACCAAAGGAGUCAGCCAGAGAUAUGUAUUACCUGGAUUUGGAAAUGCACCCAUCGACCCCCUUCUGAUCCAAACAUCUGCCAAAGGUAAGAAAAAGAACGAGAAGAAAAAGAACUCAAAGUAUGCCGAGCCGAUGGGUUUGGGGUACACCGCCAAUAUCGUCCCAGCUCUGGUACUGAGUUUUUAUAGCCUCGGAUACUUCACUGACUUCCGGCCCGCCAUGGGGGCCUUGAUGUGCAGCAGUCUUUGUCAUAUUGUGUCAAGUUAUUACGCCUUCCUCAGACAGGACUACUUCCAUUCUGUACAAUUCAUCACUUACUUUAUCUUCUGGAUCAGUCGGGGUGUCGGGGCGUUUCUCGUGACUUUUGACAUUAGUGGUGAUACAGACUCGAUGACAGGUUAUUACGGAUUGUGGGGUAUGGUGCUGGUCCUCGUUGCUUUGUUGGUAGUUUCGACCACACAGAGUGUAGUCGUUUUCCUAUACAAUCUACUUCUAACAAUCAUCGCAAUUCUCUCAGUGGAGCACAUACCUGGAUCAGCCCGUAACUACACGUUCGGUGUGUCGUCUGCUGUUCUUGCCCUCGUCAGCAUCUACAUCUCAAUUGCACAUCUACUGAACUCAGUGGCGGAGAAAGCCGUCGUCUACGUGGGGCCAGAAAUCAUAGCUGCCGAUAAACUUCAACGCACUUUUGCAUGUCUUCAGAAGACAGAGGAAAACGAGGGAUCGUCCUCUGCUCAUGACAAGGACCUGAAUGUGGUGGACUCUGUAGCCUUUCUUGGUAACAUGGUGGCCGCCAUUGCCUUAUCUCCCGCCGAGGUUUCGGAUGGAAAAAUUGCUCUACCCUGGCUUCUCGUAGCGGGAGUACUCACAAACUUUUACUGUGCUCGGCUUGCAUAUGCCGCAAGAAGUUUAGCUCGAGCGUUUAUGAUGGUGACGCUGGCACUUCUGUGGGGAACGUGGUCCCUGGUGUUUUUUGGAGGCAUCGAGGAGUCGCAGAUGAGGGGUGCGGCGAUAGGUGUGAUGUGUCUACACACAUGUGCCAUGCUGAUGACGACCACAUUCUCCAGGGUGUGGAUGGUAUUCAGUCUGAGUGUAGAGGUGAACAUCCUCGCCCUAGUGUUCCAAGUGUUCUCCAUCAGCAGUCAGUACAUGUGCCUUAUCACGUCACUUUUUGUAGGUUUGGUCGGGUUGUAUGGAACUCUCUCGGGUAUCCUGAAGGGAGUUAUUGACAGUGACGCGUUACCGACAGGUCAACCCGUCCUAAAGCCAAAAGUACAGAAGGAGGGGGAGAAAUUCCCUUGCCAACUGUUUCCCUCUCGAAAAGCUUCUGCCCUCUGGAGGGCCGCCAAACUCCUUGACGAAGGCCACGUGAUCGGUGUACCAACAGACACGGUAUACGCCCUAGCUUCAUCAUGUAAGGUGCCAAAGUCUGUAAGUGACAUCUACCACAUCAAGGGAAGGCCAUCAGAGAAACCGAUAUGUCUCUGUAUAUCUAACCUGGAACAAUUGAAAGACGCAAAUCCUCCAUUCAGCGUUCUACUGUGGAAGUUCAUGGAUGCCUGUUACCCCGGGGGAAUUACCUGUGUCGUACCCAAGGGGGAGUGGCUAGCGAGAUUAGGGGUGGGGGAUGCUGUAGAUUACAUUGGAACUAAAGAAAGUCUGGCCAUACGAGUACCAGACUCUUCGGUGCUGUCAUACCUAACAAGCAUUUCCGGUCCUGUGGCCUUGACCUCGGCCAACCCGAGCGGAGAACCUGACAGUUUACAUCAUGAUGCUGUUAUAGACACACUAGGACACAAAUUAGCGGCGGUAAUCUGUGAUGAUGAAUCUAACGAAAUAGUGGCCUCGACAGUGGUCAACUGUGCCAAGAUAGACGAAGGUGUGAUUUCCUACUUUCGGAUAGGCUGCGUACCGAAGGAGCAAGUUGACCAGUUAUUCGAACAGGUGAAAUCAGAAAUCAAUGGAGAAACGACUAAAGUUAACAUUAUCCAAUUAUCAGUGAAUAGUGUCUCAAUGAGUGGCGGCAGCAUGUCAGGUUAGCUAAAUCGCCAGGCGAGAGGAUACAUGUGGCUGUCUAUGCAGAUUUUGUAUUGUUAAAGUUGAUUUGUUGUUUAAAUUAUUGAUAUUAAAGUUUUGUUGAACAAA